AUGGGCCACCUUCUCUCGAAGGAGCCGCGUAACCGCCCGAGCCAGAAGAGGCCUCGCUGUUGCAGCUGGUGCCGCCGCCGCCGCCCUCUCCUCAGGCUGCCCCGCCGGACCCCGGCCAAGCCACCGCCGCCUCUGUGCCCCUCGCCCUCCUCUCCCACUUCCGAAGGUGCCCCUACUGAGGCCGGCGGGGACGCGGUCCGAGCGGGGGGCACCGCCCCCUCGCCCGCCCAGCAGCAGCAUGAUUGCGGCGACGCGGACUGUCAGGAGCCCCCCGAAAAUCUCUGCGACUGUCACAGGGAAGCGUCCCCGGAAACCCCAGACAUCAACCAGCUGCCGCCAUCCAUCCUGCUCAAGAUAUUUUCCAAUUUAUCCCUGGAUGAGCGUUGUCUUUCCGCAUCAUUGGUUUGCAAAUAUUGGCGGGACCUUUGUUUAGAUUUCCAGUUUUGGAAGCAGCUGGACCUUAGUAGUCGUCAGCAGGUCACUGAUGAAUUACUGGAAAAAAUUGCAUCAAGAAGUCAAAAUAUAAUUGAGAUCAACAUUUCUGAUUGUCGCAGUAUGUCUGAUACUGGCGUAUGUGUUCUAGCAUUUAAGUGUCCUGGACUACUUAGGUAUACAGCAUACAGGUGUAAACAGCUUUCUGACACCUCAAUUAUUGCGGUUGCCUCUCACUGUCCUUUACUUCAGAAAGUUCAUGUAGGCAACCAGGACAAACUUACUGAUGAAGGACUCAAACAGCUGGGCUCAAAAUGCAGAGAACUCAAAGAUAUUCACUUUGGCCAGUGUUACAAGAUUUCAGAUGAAGGCAUGAUUGUUAUCGCCAAGGGCUGUCUGAAAUUACAAAGAAUAUACAUGCAGGAGAACAAAUUAGUAACAGAUCAAUCAGUGAAAGCAUUUGCUGAGCACUGCCCUGAACUUCAGUAUGUUGGCUUCAUGGGUUGUUCAGUUACUUCUAAAGGAGUCAUUCACCUAACCAAGCUAAGAAACCUUUCCAGCUUGGACCUACGUCAUAUCACUGAACUGGAUAAUGAAACUGUGAUGGAAAUUGUCAAGAGGUGCAAAAACCUUAGCUCUCUCAAUCUCUGUUUGAACUGGAUCAUAAAUGACAGGUGUGUGGAGGUCAUUGCAAAGGAAGGACAAAACCUGAAAGAGCUCUAUUUGGUAUCCUGUAAAAUCACAGAUUAUGCUCUCAUUGCCAUUGGGCGAUACAGCAUGACAAUAGAGACUGUGGAUGUCGGAUGGUGUAAAGAAAUUACAGAUCAAGGAGCUACCCUGAUUGCCCAAAGCAGCAAGUCUCUGAGAUAUUUGGGGCUGAUGCGAUGUGAUAAAGUCAAUGAAGUAACGGUGGAACAACUGGUGCAGCAGUACCCACACAUCACCUUCAGCACCGUCCUGCAGGACUGCAAGAGGACCUUGGAGAGAGCCUAUCAGAUGGGCUGGACCCCCAACAUGUCUGCUGCCUCCUCCUAACACUCCUGCCCACACCACGGUCCACAGGGGAUCAUUCAGCAGGGCAGCGAGAAAUUGUAGAUUCGGCGUGGAUGAUCUCUUGGAAGGGUUUUAACUGUCACAUGUCUAUAUGUGUACCUGAGUGCGUGUAUUUGUGUCUUGUUUGCAUCCUGCAUAGCAUAUGCUCAAUUGCAAUUUGUUCCCAGAUGAACUGAUUUUUUCUUAAAAAUUGAAGAUUUUGAAAGCUACAGACCUUUUAGUUUUUAAGUUCAAAGAUUUCUUUCUCUAAAAGAAUUUUUAACCAUAGAAUAAAAAGAACUGGAUUAUUUUUGAGCUUCUAAUUACUGCCACUUAGCUAUGCCCCCAGAAUAAAGGCACCUGCCUUCUGUUGGAUAGGAUAAAAUUCGAAUGACCACCAGAACGGAAGUAUUGUUGCACUAGUCAGGAGCCUGGAAACUAGUACUUUCCGGAGUUUCAAGCACACACAUACACACAGGUUCUCACACUUUGUCAUACAAACACACCGGUGUGUGUUCACAUCACCAGGGCAUUUUCUUUCUUGAUGAUUUUUCUGACAAAGGGGCCUUCCUCCAGGCCAGCAAGGGACCACAUCCUCCACUGUGGCUCUGCUUAAUGCUGAAUAUCCACAAGUGGCUAACUUGCUGUCCUGUGGAUGACUGAAGGACUGGAGAGAAAAAAAGCUUUUCGUAAAUGUUUUAUAGAGGCAGCAAUCUGAACUUCCCUGAUCAGCUCUCAAAAGUUAAUUAUUCAUUAUUCUAAAACUGUGUUCUGUUAAGUACUAAAUAUUUUAGUUGACUUUUAUGUUAACAUUGUGUUAGCUUUUAUUCCAUGGGUAGUAACCGGUCAGGAUAUAUUUUAAUGAUAUUUAGAGCUAAUCUCUACAUCAUCCAUAUUAAAGCUACCAGUGUAAUUGUAUGCAGUUAUCAAAACUCCUACAGAUUAUUUAAUUAUUUCUGUUAUUUGGUAAUUAUGAAAGUAUAUUUCUGAGAUUUGGGCAUAGUCAUACCAAUAAAGAUUAACAAGUGAGGUAUAAGUAGACAAUCUUUAAUCUUUUUUUUUUUUGGCUUUGCUUUGGGCUUUAGAACUGGUUUUUUUUGACAUAUGCAUGUUAUCAUUUUUUUAAUAGUUCUUAUGCUCCUGCAAAGAUCUAUUGCUGGUUAAUGUGUGAGUUAAGAAGAAAAUUAGAAAAUCUGUUCAUUAAAAUUCUGUUUACACUUGUUAGAAGUAAGCAUUUCUUUGUUUAAUUAAAGAUUGCCAGCUUUCAGUUAAGACAAUAUCUAUCAGUAAAUGAAUUGAUUUCACACAUCCUUACAAUUAAUUCAUGUUAGGGACUCAGGCUCAAAUAACCUUUCCUGUGUCUAGAUUUAUAAUCAAGACAGCAGGGAGCCUUUUUAAGCUAAAGUGAUUAUCUUUCACAGUAGACCUAGACACAAAACCCUGACUUGUGAAUUUGCUAUUUAUUCUUCCCCAGUGUGGACCUAACUGUUUUUUGGUCUUUAUGAGACAUACUAAGAUUUAAGUUUCACUUUCUUUUCGCCUCAAUAUUGCUAAAAUGGGAUGCUAGCUGUUAGAAACAACAGAUAGCUUUGCGUUUGAAGGGCAUUCAUUUAUUUAUAAUGACUCCUUUUUGUGUGUGUAAGCAAUCAGUUUUUCUUUGAUUAUGUCAACAUGUUUCUGAUGUGGCGUUUUUCUUUCUUUGUUUUUAAUCCAAAUAAGUUAGGAAAAUAUGAUCAGUGGGUACCAAGUUGAUUUUUCCAUCACUAAAUGGGUCCCUAGUCUAACUUUAAAUUUGUGUAAGAAAAUAAUAGAUGGUUGCCAUUAAUAAACUGUAGUUCUUCUUAUACAUCAGACUGUAUCACUUUCAUACUCAUUUGCCCACCACUGAAACAUCUUAAUUCACACUAUUUUAACUGGUUUUUAACCCAAAACUAAUUUAUAAGACAGUAUGUAUAGUAAUAGUAGCUUGAGUGAAUAAGCAAAAGUUUAAUUUUUAUAUAUGUCACAUUAUAUUUUAAAUAGUUAAAAGACAAAAAGAAGGGAGAGCCAUUGAUGAUAUAGAUAGUACCAUUUCAAGUUCAAAGUUGUAAUAAUCUUUGGAGUGUUACAGUUUGGUUGUCAAAGGAUUUCAGAAGUGUAGAAUUGAUUUGAUUUUUUUUUAAUGUUGCAUUGUUUGGAUCUAAAGUACAGCACUAUAACAUGCUUUAGCUUGGGGGGUGGGGGUAGGGGAUUGCACUUAUUCUUUAAGAUAUUGACUAUUCCAGAAAGCCUGAUGCAACAUAACCUGGAAAACUGCUUUAGUAUAUUUGUAGAAAUCUGUAGAAAUAUCCAGCCUCUGAGCACUAAUCUCAAAAUACAACUCAAAAAAGCAACACCUUGAGUGAUCCUGUGACGGUUGUUAAAUGUGUUCUCAUUAGAUGCUUUGAAAUGAGGCUUACAAUGAUUUUUCUGGGCAAUAUAGAGUUUCUUUUUUUUUUUUAAUUUUUUUUGCUUAGAAUGUCAUAAAUAUAUGUGAACACGUUUAAUGCAGGGCUUUUUAUCCUCUCCAAAAUGUCAACAGUAUUUUCAGAAUAAAGACUAUGAAAUAUAUUGCUGUAGUGGAAAAUUCUUGUCCUUUGUCUUUAAUGUCUUUGAGUGGAUAAAGGAAAUUCACCUGGUUUGUAGUUUCUAUAUUUCCGUGAAUCUUUUGACCUUGCAAUGGGUUGCAAUAAA
Molecule: messenger RNA, 4176 nt
Organism: Condylura cristata (star-nosed mole)
Lineage: Eukaryota; Metazoa; Chordata; Mammalia; Eulipotyphla; Talpidae
Gene: FBXL17
Product: F-box and leucine-rich repeat protein 17
Exons: 10
Coding region: 1-1467 (488 amino acids)
Biological process (GO): SCF-dependent proteasomal ubiquitin-dependent protein catabolic process
Cellular component (GO): SCF ubiquitin ligase complex
Molecular function (GO): protein binding
Source: RefSeq, a predicted model, not a curated record